Messenger RNA from Exophiala spinifera, 1191 nucleotides. RefSeq lists its product as uncharacterized. Gene Ontology annotation, molecular function: chitin binding; chitinase activity. Gene Ontology annotation, biological process: carbohydrate metabolic process; chitin catabolic process. NCBI's taxonomy places the organism in Eukaryota, Fungi, Ascomycota, Eurotiomycetes, Chaetothyriales, Herpotrichiellaceae. The transcript is spliced from 2 exons. The coding region runs from base 1 to 1191 and encodes 396 amino acids. Gene Ontology annotation, cellular component: extracellular region. The record is from RefSeq and is a predicted model, not a curated record.
AUGGGCGGCGGACACGGCAUACGCUCUGUCGUUUACUACGUCAACUGGGCACCAUAUGGCCGAAACCACCAUCCGCAAGAUCUGCCUGCAGAAAAUCUCACCCAUGUUCUCUAUUCGUUUGCCAAUGUGAGGCCUGAGUCAGGGGAAGUCUAUCUCACCGACCCAUGGUCCGAUACAGACAAGCACUAUGACGGCGAUAGCUGGAACGACGUCGGCACGAAUGUCUAUGGGUGUGUCAAACAAUUAUUCCUUCAAAAGAAGAAAAACCGCAACUUGAAAGUCUUGCUGAGCAUCGGCGGAUGGACAUAUUCUUCCAAUUUUGCUCAGCCCGCCAGUACCGACAGCGGCAGGAAGAGGUUUGCACAGAGCGCUGUACAGCUCCUCGAGGAUCUGGGUUUUGACGGCAUCGACAUCGAUUGGGAAUACCCGCAAGAUCACGCCCAGGCAGCGGACUUUGUGAGAUUACUCUCUGAGACCAGGAAGGCACUGGAUGCUGCUGCCUCGAAACGUCACCAUGCCCGCUUCUACCUUACCGUGGCUUGUCCAGCCGGGCCGUCCAACUUUGAAAAGCUGGACAUUCCUAGGAUGGACCAGCUUCUAGACUUUUGGAAUCUCAUGGCCUACGACUACGCCGGGUCCUGGGAUCAGAGAGCCGGCCACCAGGCAAACUUGUUCCCGUCUCGGGCGCAGCCACACGUUACGCCCUUCAGCACGAUCGCCGCAAUCGACCACUACACCCAACAUGGCGUUCACCCUUCGAAAAUAGUGCUGGGCAUGCCACUGUACGGACGAGCCUUUGUUUCCACCCAUGGACCUGGUCAUGCCUUCAACGGUGUAGGCGAGGGAAGCUGGGAGCAAGGUGUCUGGGACUACAAGGCUCUUCCUCAAGCAGGCAGUACCGAGUACCACGAUGCUGAGAUUGGCGCGAGCUGGAGUUAUUGCCCAUCAACACAGACGAUGAUCAGCUACGACACACCGGCGGUCGAGGCUCAAAAGGCUGGGUUUGUUCGAGAUCAUGGGCUUGGCGGUGGUAUGUGGUGGGAAAGCUCCGCAGACAAGCCGGCAGGCCAAGGUAGCCUUAUCGAGACUUUUCUCAUGCAUAGCGGAGGACGAAGCAGGAUGGAGGAAGUGCCAAAUUGCCUAGAGUACCCAGAGAGCAAGUAUGAGAACUUGCGAAAACAGUUCGAGUGA